GAGAACUAAACUUCUGUUGAAUGAGAAAGACAUCUUACACCAUGGAUGGAUUCUGCCUUCUCUAUCUGCUCCUGCUUCUCUUGAUGAGAUCUGGUGACGUUGAAACCAAUCCAGGACCUAACACUGCAGAAAGUACUGUCAGUGAUAUGGAGUUCCUGAAGCUGGCCCAUGAUAUCCCUCCAUCUUACUACGAUGCUGUAGGGAUAUCUCUUGGGAUCCCCUCAGCUCAGAUACAGGCAAUCCUGAUUCAGAUGUCGAAUAACUAUUCCAAUGCAUUUUUGCGAGUAUUCAUGAAAUGGAAGGUCAAGCAGCAACCUCCACAUUCAAACAGACGACAGCUUUUGGCAGACGCACUUCGAGAGAUUGACUUGGGUGGCCUAUCGGACAGAUUACUCAAUGAACCUCUAAUUCCAAACAGCACAGGAGGGCCAUCAAGACUGCUCCAAUCACAGACCAAACCUCCUUUAGCUGAAUCUCAGACGAACCUACUUUCUCCUGAACUGGUUGAGCGGUGUACAAAUGACAUCAAGUUCAAGUAUAGGUCAACUCUCUGUAAGAUCAGAUCUGAUCCUCUCAAUCCUGCUUCCACUGUCCAGUUUGACGAUAUGUAUACUAAUCUUGUCUUACUAGAAGAACAUGGGACAGACAAGCGAGUGCUAGAUUACAAUGAUAUCCUUGAUCUCAAAGUCAAUGGAGAGUUCCCCAAGAGGAUCAUGGUUCAGGGAGAGGCAGGGGCUGGAAAAACUACAUUCUGUGCUAAGAUUGCCUGGGACUGGGUUGAAGGGAGGCAUUUCAGUCACUUUGUAUGGGUCUUGAUAGUUCCUCUACGUGAAUUUAAGCAACACACUAUUGGCAAGAUUGUAAAGUCUUAUCUGGCCAAAAACAAUCCAGCAACAGUUUCUCAGAUUACUGAGUAUAUCCGGUCGAAUCCUGACAAGGUAUUCAUCGCAUUCGAUGGGCUAGAUGAAGUCAGUGGCAAAAUCAUGAAGACAAAAUCUUGUGACGAACAGCCUACUGAUCAAAUGCAACUUCAGCCAUCACAACCAUAUGUUACCUCCUCAGAGGCAUGUGGAAGUUCAUCUGAGACUGGUGAUAUUGGACUUGUAGAGAUUCUUUGUUCAGAUCAGCUUGCCUCUUGCCCAGUCUUGGUGACCACUCGCCCAUGGAGAGCAGUAGAAAUUAGAUCAGAUGGUGAUCUAAUGAAGCUCUACACAUUCAUUCGUGUUGAGGGUUUCAACAGAGAGAAUUUGUCAGUUUACAUUCACAAAUACUUUCCAAAGAAAGAUGAUAAAGCAAAUCAGCUUAUCCAGUUCACCAGUGAGAAUGAUGUCAUAUCUGAAAACAUGGCCCACUAUCCUAUAUAUGUAGCCAUGUUGUGCCUUAUGUGGAAAGAACUUGACGAGCAAAAACUAAAGGAAAUUAAAUCACUGAAAUCUUUUUCUCAGAUAUUUAAAGAAAUGAUUGCCUUUCUGAAAGAACAUUAUGCUCAGAAAAAGGUGAAGAAAGUAGGCAGCCCCUCAUUUCUUUCCUAUUUGAAAAAAAUUGAUGAGCUCCUUGGACCGAUUGCCAAACAGGCCCUCAAUGGUCUGCUAGAAAAUACCUUGAUUUUCGGUGAAGAUGAUUUCCAAAUAUGCCCAGAAUCCAAGGAAACUGCCUGUAAGGUCGGGAUUUUGUCUCAGGAGGACAGAAUUACCACUAGCAUCGACAUACAUAAGAGGGAUGCUCAUGUGCAAUUGCCAGUCUUCUUCCCUCACAAACUGUUUCAGGAGUACAUGGCUGGAGUCCAUCUCGCUUCCCUGUAUGAAUCAGAUCGUAAUGAAUUCAAUAGGCUGAUUGAGCUAGUAGUGCUGCCAAGGAAGCAGGAGUUUAGGUAUCUCCUGUACUUCACUGUGUCACAAAACAAAAGUAUUGCAACCCAUGUACUGAACCCUAUGCUUCAGGGACUAGAGGUAAAUAAUUUUUUGGACACAACGGUAGAUGUAACUCUAAGUGGAGAGUUACCUUUCAUUGUUGAUGUAGCCUUCGAGAGUCAAGACCCAGAUGUAGCAGCCUUGGUGAGGGACAAGGUUUCAUCAAAUGCAAUUGCACUGACCGUAUCCGCUGAUAUGACAGCGCACACUGUAGCUGGUUAUGCUUUCAUUGGACCACAUGUGGUUACCCUCUGUAUUAAGAGAAAUUGUGGACCUACUAUGUCACUGGAUGUGGCAGAGAUAAUAUGCUCCAUGCCAUCUUUGAAGGAAGUUUCUCUACAAAGUGCAUUCCAUCAUUGUUUUUUUGAAACACUUGCAAGGAAAGGAAAAGAAUCAAAGGUCCAGACUGUCAAGCUUGAUGGGCUCCAUUGUCCCACAGUAGCCUCAUUACAUCUCCUAGCAGAAGCACUGUGUUAUAUGCCCAACCUGACUGACCUGACACUUGAUAGUAAUCUCACUGGGGAGUUCUAUUCUGCAUUGAAAGCAAAGGCAUCAUCCAUACAGGUCCAGACUCUCAAGAUUGAUGGUUUCCUGUGUUUCGAACCAGCCUCUUCACAUCGCUUUGCAGAAGCACUGUGUUCUAUGCCAAACCUGACUAAACUGACACUUAGUGGGCGUAUCUAUGAGGAGUUCUACUCUACAUUGAAAGCAAAGGCAUCAUUCAUACAGGUAUGUGUGUCCUAAUGUAAAUGUCAUGGAGGGUCAUUGUAUGACAGAAACAGCAGUAAAAGUUGUAAAGUGCACAUGUAUAUAUGUUUUUUUCUCCAAACACCCUUUUUUGAAGGCCAUUCACUCUGUAUAUUGGAACAGUCAUGAAACAUUGAAUUAAAGCAAACUACACAUGUACUCAUUCAAUUGAAAUUCAAAUGUUUGAAAGAUUGACAUUGUUCUGAUCAAUAAUCAAUAUCUAACCUUUCCCAAGUUUAAUUGAUAGUAAAAAAAUAAGUCAUUUUUUUUAAGAGCCAAUU
Messenger RNA from Strongylocentrotus purpuratus (purple sea urchin), 2938 nucleotides. Its product is annotated as NACHT, LRR and PYD domains-containing protein 12-like. The transcript has 6 exons. Bases 21 to 2654 code for a protein of 877 amino acids. The record is from RefSeq and is a predicted model, not a curated record. Lineage: Eukaryota; Metazoa; Echinodermata; Echinoidea; Camarodonta; Strongylocentrotidae.